Messenger RNA from Oppiella nova, 602 nucleotides. Lineage: Eukaryota; Metazoa; Arthropoda; Arachnida; Sarcoptiformes; Oppiidae. The record is from the annotation of a GenBank genome assembly.
GUAACUUUUGGCAAUUGAACCGAAAGUUUGAAUAAAUUUUUGCAAACAAUUUGUAUUCGAAUCGAAGUUUUGGUCACAAGUUGUGGACAUUUGUGACACGAAUUGUCUUUCAUGUGAUGUCUUCGAGCGGAUCCACUCACCCGAUGGCCACAAACGAGUCGAUACCUCUCUUGUCGACCCAAACGGAUCAGUUGCGCAAAGAUCUGAACGCAUUUAAGGAUCAAUUCAAGGAUAUGGAGGACAAAGUGAUUCGUAUGAAUGCGGAAGUCGGCUUAAUGGCGAUCACCAUAGCGUCGAAAACCGAGACAACGGACACCAUUAACGUCGUGACUGACUCGACGGUCACCGCUCUUAAGACCACAUACACUGUCCUAACGGUUCCAACGGGUGAUCACUGGGAGGAGGACUUGAGUGACUCAUCCGCUGAGAUGUCAGCAAUAAAUGAGCCGAAGUUCGAGUCCAUCACUACAUCGGAUCCAAUGAGCGCUCAAAUGGAAAUUCAAAUCUUUAAACCGAUGAAAGCAUUCAUACGCUGCGACUGCGGGCACGUCAUAACCGCCGCGAACGGUGUCAGAGCCGGCAGAUACGGCGGCCGUCAGUAA